AAUUGUAAACAAGAGUUAACUUGUAUUGAUGAUACUCAAAUUUACAGUUGCGAAGGACAACUUGGCCACUAGAAUAAUUGUUCUGGCCAUUCAUGCAACGUGGGUUGUAGAUGUGCCCUCCACAUAUAUCAAAGCCACCGCUUGGCCUUGAAGAAUAUAUGAAGAACUUCAAGUUGAAUUGAUUAAUAAAGCCACAAAUUGGCUUCUGUAGACCACAACUUAAUUGAUAAUUAAGUUGGCUCUGAUUUUGAUCACCUUCACCAAGACGUCCAGUAGCAGAGUCACAAUUAAAAUGAUCAUGAACUUGCUUCUUUUGAUCAAAGGGAUGAUCAUGGGCCAUAUCUUCACUACACCAAUUUCGGAAUCAGACAACACAUAUCAGACGACAGCAAACAUUUUAACUGUCGUCUGAAUUAAUCAAACGACAGCAAGAAAUAUUCUGUCGUCUAAGUUUUCGAAUCCAACAACAGUUUUUUCUUUGCUCUCGUGCAAUAGCAUUUCAGACAAUGGUUGAUUUUUUUUGAUGUUGUCUGAAUGAAUUAAUUCAGACAACAGUUAUUAUGUGAUGUUGUCCAAGGUUAAUUAACACAAUGGUGGAUAAAAGAUGUUGUCUGAUUGUUUUUAAUCACACAACAGUUAUUACUUCUCUGUUGUGCAAUUACUCUUAAUACAAUGGUUGAAAAAUAUGUCGUCUGAUUAUUUUGAUUCACACAACAGUUUUUUAGUUGUCUAUUGUGUGACUUUGUUUCAGACAAUGUACUGAAAUUGAUGUUGUCUGAGUUUUAGGGUUCAACAUGUUGAUGUUUGCCCGCUCAAUUUUUUUGCCGAAACUUAAACUUCCCACUUUUUUUUUUAAAGGACAUAAAGGUUCCAUUGAAAACAAAACCUCUCUCCUCUCAGACAGCCAACGCUUACAGCUUGCCAUCUCUCUCACGAAAUCUCCCUCUUGAUCUUUACCCACAUGGCCGAAAACACCAGUUGAUGUCGAAGCAAAAGCCUAUCCUCCAGCAAUUGCAGUGGUUUUUUAGCAGCUCAGGUCUAAGUUUUCGGUUGGGUGAUCGUAACUCUGCGGUGGACGCUGGGCGGCUGGGCAGUCAUGAGUCACUCUCCGCCUCUCGUUCGUUGCUCUCUCUGCACCACGCAAUUGUGCCACACCUCUCUCUCUCCCUCCCUCCCUCCUUGAUGGGAUCUCCCUCAGUCUCUCACUAGCAAUUGUUACUAAAGUCUUUAGCAGAUACAUUCCUAGUUUCAUUCUUCUGUUAUUUCUGAAAAUGAGUACAGAAUCGUCUCUGGUGUGGCUGGACUUUUGAUUGUCCUUAAAAAUCUAAGGUAAGUAAACCUUUUGUUCAAGUGACUGCUGUUUAGCACUGCUUAUUAAUUUCUGGUGAUUUUGUCCCUUUGUAUACCCUCCUGGUAAGUUCAUAAUUUUGGAGAACUGUCAGACUUAAUGGGGCUCUGGUGCAUCUUGUAAUGUCACCUUAAUUUUAUUGGAUUGUAGCAUUGGUUUCUCAUAAAUGCUUACUACUUUAAGCUUUUAUUGAAUUUCCUUGUAGAUCUGACAUUUGUAUCAGUCUUAAAUGUGACUGUGUAUAUUCUUGCUGGGAAAUUAAUUUUAUGAACUUAUCAAUCAAAUGUAGUUCCUUUAGAAUUUUAUAUUCUUUACACCAAAUAGAGAAUAUUUUUCUAACUAGCUCAUUCCAGCUUUUGAGGCCUGUUGUUAACUAACUUAUAUCACUGUACUAGGGAUGAGGUCAAUAUGAUUGUCAAAGUCAAAGGCUAAACUGCUCCAUGGGAAGCUCUUGGAAAGGAAAUACAAUCAUGAGGAUAUCAUCUUGUCCUUGAUUCGCCAUCAAUCUAUUUGAACUUUUUAAGUAAGAUUCUUAAAUGACUGGUUAUAUGCAAUUUUAUUGCUAGUUUAUAUCUGGUUUAUAGAUUCAUCACAUUAACCAGUUAAUGUUAUCUGUUGCUGAAGUGAAUGCAAUUUGUGGUUUUUGGAGUUGCAGGAAUUGGGUUUUGAUGGAUGAAAGUUUAAGUUUUUGUUUUGAAUUCUAUGAUUGUGAGUUGAAUAUCUGGUUUGCUGUUUGAGUUUCUGUUUCUUGGGAUUUCUUUUGGCAUUCAGAUGGUUUGAUUACCUUUCUGCCUUCAUGCCUCUAAUUCUUUAUUUUUUUUUCUUUAUUAAAUUUUCAAAUCCUACUUUAAGUAACAUUUUCAUGAUAUUCUUUCAUUUGUAGGGAGUAAGCAUCUUCUAGAGAUGAAUAGGAUUUUAAGGCCCGGGGGAUACUUUAUCUUGUCAACUAAACAUGACAGCUUUGAAGCUGAAGAAGGUAAACAAAUAUCUAGAAAACUAUGAAAUGGCCCUUACUGGAUUUGAAGCUGAUGCUUUAAAGGAUCCUGGUCUCAAUGCUACCGAAGAGGUUCAAAAGAUUGUUAACCUUCUUGACAAGCUAGAUAAUUUGUUAAGGAUUCAAUUUGUUAAUGGACGUGUACCACAAUCUAUAUCAGAAAUACGAGGGUUGGUGUGCGAGGACAUAACUGGGGGUCUAGAGGAUAUUGCCAUUCCAGCUAGCAAUUUGGUCAAUGAUCCGCCUGUUGCUUUGCCAGUUGAUGUUGUAAAUAUGGUUAUCUUAGCAAGCAUAAAGGAGUUAAGGCUUAAAGCUGUUGGUGCAUUGUUUUCACUUAUUUGUGAGGUUUAGGACGUUAAUGCGCAUCACAUUUAUGGACAAGUAUAAGUUUAUGGUUAGGGUUAAUGUUGGGAUGGAAUAACUUUGUUGAAUAUAUGGAUGAAUGUAUCGGAUCUUUGCAUAAAUGAAUUUGUUUUGAAUGUGUUGUCA
Molecule: messenger RNA, 2831 nt
Organism: Rosa rugosa (rugosa rose)
Lineage: Eukaryota; Viridiplantae; Streptophyta; Magnoliopsida; Rosales; Rosaceae
Exons: 7
Coding region: 2301-2693 (130 amino acids)
Molecular function (GO): protein binding
Source: RefSeq, a predicted model, not a curated record